UCUAACUCUUAUAUAAACACAACAAUAACAACAAAAAGAAAACAAGUAGAAAAAAAGGAUAGACUUUUGUUGAAAAGUGAAACACCUAUUUUAAUUUGUUUGUUUGUUUGUUGGCUUGAUAAUAAUGAGUAACUACAUCAAACAAGAACCCUCUGAAUCAUCAUCAGACAUGUUUAUGAAAAAGAAUCGCAGCCGUCAAACAAUUUCGUUAAUCAGUAUCGGUAGCAGUAGCAGCGAUUCCGAUGAAGAUGAGUUUGGUACCCAACUUAACCCGAACAAGAAGCAGAGAGUCGAAGCGGUUCUGCCGGCUGGAUUCCUCGAUCCUAUCCGGCCAGAAAAACCAACCGCCGCCGCGCCGCCUAUUACCGCAGGUAAUGCUAUGGUUCCGGUGAGGGAAGAGAUUAAUAAUGUUUCGGCGGCGGCGGCGGAAAAAGGGAAGCGGGCGGCGGUUACCACUAAUACUGCGGCUGUGGUGCGUAACUGUAAGCAGUUCUGGAGAGCCGGAGAUUACGAGGGAAUCUCUAACGGCGGCGACGUUUCACUUGCUGACAUGGAUCACGUUAGGGUUCAUCCUAGAUUCUUGCAUUCAAAUGCUACCAGUCACAAAUGGGCUUUGGGAGCUUUUGCUGAGCUUCUAGACAAUGCCUUGGACGAGGUACUUGUUUCAUUACAGUGGCCUUGACUAUAUUUUAUUUUUGUAAUUGUUGUAUUUAUUUUGUUUCGUAUAUCAACAAAUUUUUGAUGUUAU
Molecule: messenger RNA, 748 nt
Organism: Erythranthe guttata (spotted monkey flower)
Lineage: Eukaryota; Viridiplantae; Streptophyta; Magnoliopsida; Lamiales; Phrymaceae
Source: RefSeq, a predicted model, not a curated record